Molecule: messenger RNA, 1016 nt
Organism: Pyrus x bretschneideri (Chinese white pear)
Lineage: Eukaryota; Viridiplantae; Streptophyta; Magnoliopsida; Rosales; Rosaceae
Product: mitochondrial fission 1 protein A-like
Exons: 3
Coding region: 88-348 (86 amino acids)
Biological process (GO): peroxisome fission; autophagy of mitochondrion; mitochondrial fission
Cellular component (GO): peroxisomal membrane; mitochondrial outer membrane
Molecular function (GO): protein binding
Source: RefSeq, a predicted model, not a curated record
UAGCAAUCCAAUCCAAUCCCCAAGGGGAAGGCCCUACCUGCGAAUUGAGAGUCGAUCAUAUUUCAUUAUUUGAGAAAUCUCACAAAAAUGGAACAGUUAUUCAACAAGUUCUUCGAUUCCGUCUCUAACCUUUUCAGCGGCAGCGAUGAGAUCCCCUGGUGCGAUCGCGACGUCAUCCACGGGUGCGAGAAAGAAGUAGCAGAAGCCAACAAGGGUGACUCAGAUGAACACAAGAGCGAAAGCAUAAUGAGGUUGUCAUGGGCGCUUGUUCACUCAAGGCAACCUGAAGAUGUGCAGCGUGGAAUUGCAAUGCUUGAAGAUGAGAUGCAAAUUAUAUCUCCAACUUGAAAGCAAGCAAUGCAGUUUAAUUUGAUUUGGGGUUCUUGGAAUUUAGACGUGUGGUGGAUUAGAGCAUCGGAGCAUUCUAUCAAGAGUCCUAAUACAUUGUGGCAUUGGUUGGCAAGUGGAUAUUGAUUGGCAGAGAGGUUAAUGCAUGCAUAAAGAUGAGGAUGCCAAAUUGCAGUUGGUUAGCCACGUGUAAAUCAACAAAGAAUGUCCUCCACGUGUGCUUGGAGUUGGUCAGCCGUGCGUGCAUAUCAUUGGCAUAUUUCAAAUCAGGAUGCUUAUCAGCACAAGGAUAUAUGCUAAUAAUUGGUAUAUGCUAUUAAUUAGCAUGCGGUGGUGUUGUGCUGGUAAGUGAUAAGGCAUAACAAUCUUUUGUUUCGCCUGAGAUUGUUAUGAAGGAGGAAGCUUUGAUAUUGACGGCAGCUUUACAACACUGGCCAUCAUGGUGAUAUCCUAUAAAUACGAGAUGCGUAGAAAACAGAAAGCCCCCUCUCCAAUUCAACACACAAACUGUCCUGCGCAAACUCUUGCUCUACACGAAACCUUUCAAUAGCCUUGAGAUUUUUAUUUUCUUUUUCCGCCAACACAUCUUCAGUUUGGAUAAACAGCACUGUUGCCGUAGAAUUAGCCAACCGCGAAGCACCUUCAGUUUGGAUGAAUAGCACUGCAUU